Athalia rosae (coleseed sawfly) is the source of this 4566-nucleotide messenger RNA. It is a transcript of the gene Uba1, whose product is annotated as ubiquitin-like modifier-activating enzyme 1. Gene Ontology annotation, cellular component: cytoplasm; SUMO activating enzyme complex. The record is from RefSeq and is a predicted model, not a curated record. The transcript has 2 exons. Bases 460 to 3615 code for a protein of 1051 amino acids. Gene Ontology annotation, biological process: protein sumoylation. Gene Ontology annotation, molecular function: SUMO activating enzyme activity. NCBI's taxonomy places the organism in Eukaryota, Metazoa, Arthropoda, Insecta, Hymenoptera, Athaliidae.
GGGCCGUCCGUGAGCCUUUGCAUUUGGUUAUAUCAUGUACGCGAGACCGCUCUGUGUGUGCGUAAAAUCGGGCAAUUUUCGUCAGCGCCAUCUGCUAGUGGGGCGGAAAAGCUCUUGCAUAUGAGGAAAAGUACAUUUCCUAUCUACACUCAACGGUCGCGAUCGAGUUCGUCACCUGGCUCCCAUUUUGUCUGAGUCCCAGGGUACCGCAGAGGUGAGUUGAGAAGGCAGUGGAUGAGUUGACGAAAAAUCAUUCCUGCAUGAGUUCUGAAGUUUUCUGAUAAAAAUAAAAGACUUGAGAAACCAGACGCCCGGGGAAGAAACGCCGAUCCGUGAUCGACAGGAAGGCGCGGAGAGAAAAGGAGAAGAGAGACGUGUUGCGCGUACGGGGUACGGCUUAUCAGUGUAGCGGCCGAGGAAAACAAUCGCCAGAUAUAAAAACGGCUUUCUUGAAGUCCGAUGUCUAGUGCUGAGGUGGUGGAGAGUUCCGUUGACCCCCCAGCCAAAAAGCGACGCGUUGCUGCGACUACGGUAGGAGCCGAGAACCCAACGGCAGCGAUCGUAGACAUCGAAAUGAAUUCCUCCGCUCACUCCUCCAAAGAAUAUGAUCUCGAUGAAGAACUUUAUUCGAGGCAGUUAUACGUUUUGGGGCGCAAGGCCAUGAUCGAAAUGAUCAAUUCGGACGUUCUCGUUUCGGGUCUUGGUGGCCUAGGUGUCGAAAUAGCAAAAAAUCUCAUUCUUAGCGGUGUCAAGUCCGUCUUCCUACACGACGAAGCCGUCUGUCAAUUAUCGGACUUGAGUUCCCAGUUUUACCUCACCGAAUCUGAUGUGGGCAAAAACCGCGCUGAAGCAUGUUUCCGUCGUUUACGUCAGUUGAACUACCGCGUACGAAGUCAAAUUCACACUACAGAAUUGACUCCGAAUUUUCUGAAAAAGUUCAAGGUCGUUGUUUUAACCGAAACGCCGCGGGAGGAUCAACUCUGGAUAUCUGACAUCACUCGUGCUUACCAGAUCAAAUUGAUUAUUGCCGAUACUCGCGGCUUAUUCUCCCAAGUGUUCUGUGAUUUUGGCCCAUCCUUUACUGUUGUAGAUACUAAUGGAGAACCCCCGAUUACCGCAAUGGUAGCCAGCAUUUCUAGAGAUUUGGAAGGAGUCGUUACAUGUCUUGAUGACAGCCGUCAUGGUAUGGAAGAUGGAGAUUAUGUAACUUUCUCAGAAAUCGAGGGUACCACGGAGCUCAACAAAUGCAAGCCCAUAAAAAUUAAAGUACUUGGUCCAUAUACGUUCAGCAUUGGAGAUACUACACAAUAUUCAGAGUAUGAGCGUGGCGGUAUAGUUACUCAGGUGAAAAUGCCAAAAACUAUUGCAUUCAAAAACUUUGAGGAAGCCCUGGCGAAACCGGAGUUUGUCAUUGCAGACUUUGGUAAAUCUGAUUACCCAGAGCAGCUACAUCUAGCCUUUUCUGCACUUCACAAAUAUGUUGAAGUCAAAGAGCGCCUGCCCCGACCAUGGAAUCAAGAAGAUGCACAGGAGUUUAUAGCUAUUGCAAAGUCUGUAAAAGAGGAUUGCGGUAAUGACAUUGAGAUCAACACAGAGCUGUUUGAAACUUUUGCUAAAAUAUCGGCGGGUAAUUUCCAUCCCAUGAAUGCAACCAUUGGUGGUAUAGUUGCUCAGGAAGUCAUGAAAGCUUGCUCUGGGAAGUUUUCACCAAUUUUCCAGUGGUUGUACUUCGAUGCUAUUGAAUGUCUACCUGCUGAUCGAUCAGAAAUGUCAGAAGAGGAUGCUUGCCCAACUGGAUCUCGUUACGACUCCCAAGUUGCUGUCUUUGGAAAGAAGUUUCAGUCAAAAAUUGAAAGCCUCAAAUACUUUGUUGUAGGUGCUGGCGCCAUCGGUUGUGAAUUAUUGAAGAAUUUUGCCAUGAUGGGUGUUGGGGCUGAGAAUGGCUGCGUGACUGUCACAGACAUGGAUCUUAUUGAGAAAUCGAACUUGCAUCGACAACUCUUAUUUAGCUUUGAUGAUAUCCAGAAACCGAAAGCCUCAACAGCUGCCAAGGCGAUCCUAGAAAUGAAUCCCAAUAUGAAGAUUAUUGCUCACGAAAAUAGAGUAGGACCAGAGACUGAGAAAACCUACAAUGAUGAGUUCUUUGAAGUUCUUGACGGUGUUGCUAAUGCCUUGGACAACGUUGACGCAAGAAUUUACAUGGAUCGCCGAUGCGUGUAUUACCGAAAACCUUUGCUCGAAUCUGGGACACUAGGCACAAAGGGAAACACUCAAGUGGUUGUUCCGUUCCUAACAGAGUCUUACAGUUCCUCCCAAGAUCCCCCAGAAAAAAGCAUCCCGAUUUGUACUCUGAAAAAUUUUCCCAAUGCAAUCGAACAUACUUUACAAUGGGCCAGAGACAAUUUCGAAGGAUUGUUUAAACAGGCUGCUGAAAAUGCAGCCCAGUACAUCUCUGAUCCCCAAUUCGUCGAAAAAACUUUAAAAUUACCAGGCAUUCAACCGCUAGAAAUCCUGGAAUCUGUGAAAACUGCAUUGAUAGAUGAAAGGCCAAAAUCAUUUGAAGAUUGCAUUACAUGGGCCCGCUGUCACUGGCAAGAUCAAUUCAACAACCAAAUCAGGCAACUAUUGUUCAACUUCCCUCCUGAUCAGGUGACAAGCAGCGGACAGCCGUUUUGGUCAGGCCCAAAACGUUGCCCAGUCCCAUUGACUUUUGAUGUGCAUCCUCGUGUGAAUUUGGACUAUAUAAUUGCAGCAGCAAAUUUGAAAGCUGCUGUUUAUGGAAUUCCCCCUAUCAAAGAUGACAACCUUAUUGCUUUACUUUCUAGCAGGGUACGUGUACCAGAAUUCACACCAAAGUCAGGUGUGAAAAUAGCAGAGACCGAUUCCCAAGUACAAGUUUCUGACGGAAGUGGAAACUUGGAUCAUGAUAGACUAAAUCAACUUCUAGAAGAGUUAGCAAAUGCAGAGGGUCUUGAUGGACUCACUAUCCAUCCUCAGGAGUUUGAGAAGGAUGACGAAACAAACUUUCACAUCGAUUUUAUUGUGGCUGCUUCAAACCUUCGUGCAGCAAACUACAAGAUUCCACAAGCAGAUAGGCUUAAAAGCAAAAUGAUUGCUGGCAAAAUUAUUCCAGCUAUUGCGACAACGACGGCUGUUGUUGCUGGACUUGUCUGCUUUGAGCUCAUUAAGUUGGCCAGAAACGUGACUGAUUUAAGUGUCUACAAAAACGGCUUUGUCAAUCUUGCUCUACCAUUCUUUGGUUUCUCUGAGCCAAUCGCUGCACCAAAGUUGAAGUAUUACGACACAGAGUGGACUCUGUGGGACCGUUUUGAAGUCAAAGGAGAAUUGACUCUGAAAGAAUUCCUGGAUUACUUCAAGGAUCGACAUAAUCUUGAGGUAACGAUGUUGUCUCAGGGAGUCUGCAUGCUUUAUUCGUUCUUCAUGGCCAAAGCAAAAUGCCAAGAAAGGAUGGGUCUACCAAUGUCAGAGGUAGUGAAGAAAGUCUCUAAAAAGAAACUCGAGCCCCAUGUACGUGCUUUGGUUUUUGAACUCUGCUGCAACGACAAUGAUGGCAAUGACGUCGAAGUCCCUUAUGUACGCUAUACAUUGCCCUGACUCAUCGACUAUACUCCAAUAUUAUAGGAAACAUCUACUUAACUGAUUAGUUGUGUAGUAAUUUCUACAAAUUUCUAUUUUACAAUACGAUACAGCAAAGUACUAAUAACCAUUUGCGAAUAUGAAUAUUUCUCCCAGGUUGCAACACAGAUUUCAUUUUUGCUCCAGCUUAGUAGUGCAAACUUAGCCAUCCAUGCAAUAUACAAAUUUUAUUUCAUCACUUAUCACUAUAAUUUCUAGAAUCACAAAGUUGAACAUCAGUAAUAAUCUUUGUCAUAUUAUGUUUACGAUUACUAAUUUUUGAGCCAGUGAUCACGAUUGAUACUAGAAGUACUUCGUAUAAGAUAAAAAAAGAAGUGUAAUUUUGUCGAGUAUUUCGAUAUAGCAGAUAAGAAAACUUGGGAGAUAUUUACGAAUAAAUUCACGAAAUUCGAAUUAGUGAUUUGUAAACAAAUCCGUAAUGAAAACAAAAUGUUAGUGAAUUAUACGAAAGGUAGAUGUCGAUUAACAUGGAUUAGCUGGAUGCAAAAUGUAUCUUGCCAUCAUUGUUUAUUACAUUCAUGGUCAAGAACGUAAGAUUGUAAUCUUUUUUCUUAUUCUAGACUCCAAUUACUAUCUUGCUGUCAAACUAUCACCGUCAUAUCUCUUAGUUAAAAUAUAAUAAACCUCGAAAUACUAAUAAUUUACUUUAUCCGCUUUGUAGAGUCUGUUUCGACAAAUGAAUAUUAAUUGGCGACUGUUUGUUGUUACAAGAUGCUGCAUUUAAAUUUUUAAGAAUAUCCCUCUGCCAAACUUUGAAAGUGGGAAAGAGAUUUAAAAAUCGAUGAUAAAUCUACGUUUUUUUAGACCAAAUAAUGAUAAAAAAAAAUCGAAAAUAUUUUGCUUAUUCUAGGAUAAUGCGGAUAUUUAUUGUAUUAUUUUAUCUAUGAUAAAUAAACAGAUGUAUUUGGA